AUGUGGGGAAGCACGAAACGUUCUACGUUGGGUUCACGAUAUUCGGCACCGGGAGGUGGGCCACCCGUUUCGAAGUGGAGAGUUUGGAUCAUUCCUGUGGGCCUGAUGCUCGCCACCGCCAUCCUUUGCUCCUACCUCUACAUCUCCGACAACCACAGCUCCGAAGAGUACCGACCCUACGUCGUGCCGCCCCACACCAACACCACCACGCUGGGUCCGGACGCGCUGCUGGAUGCACUGCCCCUCAACAAGGCACCUCCUUCCCACCCCACUUGCGCUGUCUCUGUGCAAAUGAAGGGCAGCCACAACAGUCUCCGCCUGUCGAUUCCGCUCUACUUGCAGCUCUCCCUGUCCCCGCUUGAGUGGGCGUGCCACAGCGUCGAACUCGAUCUUGUCCAGUCGCCCGAGGCCGACGCCCUCGGCGUGUCCCACCUGGGCACCUACCAGUACACCUACCACUACCGCCACAAUCUCUCACUUUCAUACAUUCUCAACAUUCCUCCUAACAACGUUCUCCCUCCCAGCGACCGUGUCGCCACGCUCGAGGUCGUUCUCAAGGAACUCAAGAGUUAUUCGACGCAUCACAAGGGCCACCACGUGGUGCUGGUCUGGCUGGACAUGCAGCCCAACGCCAUGUUCGGCACCGACAGCCAAUUCACCACUCUGUUCGACUCGAUCCUCGAGCAGGAGAUCGGCGCGGCCAACAUCUACACCCCCACCCAGCUGAAGAAACGGCCUGACCAUGAUUGGCCCACGCUGGGUGAGCUCAGAGAGAAGUUCAUAUUCGUGCUGUCCGGCCGUGGAUUCGAGGAGUCGACCAAGUCGCGACAGAGCGUCUACGAAACCACCGGCAAGUACGCCUUUGUCGACAUCGACCAACGGUCGCUUACCCAGCCGAGCGUGGAUCUGACCCGUUUCAAGGCUCGCCACUUCCUGAACAUACCCAUCAACGGCUGGAUCUCCCAGACCUCGUGGGAGCUGGUGCGCGAAGCCCAGAAACGCGGCAAGAUCACGCGAGGAUGGGCGGCCACGAGCGAAUCGCGGUGGACGCAGGCGCUCGCCGAGGGCGUCAACAUCAUCGCCACCGAGAAGAUUGUGGGCAACUCGUGGGCGCACCUGGUACCGUUCAAGGGAGAGGGUCGACCCUUCACCCCGCUCUCCGAUUGGUACCAGCAGUGA
This is a messenger RNA of Acanthamoeba castellanii str. Neff, 1179 nucleotides long. RefSeq lists its product as uncharacterized. Gene Ontology annotation, molecular function: phosphoric diester hydrolase activity. The record is from RefSeq and is a predicted model, not a curated record. NCBI's taxonomy places the organism in Eukaryota, Discosea, Longamoebia, Acanthamoebidae. The transcript has 9 exons. Gene Ontology annotation, biological process: lipid metabolic process. Bases 1 to 1179 code for a protein of 392 amino acids.